AUGUGGGACCGCCUUCCGACGAGAGCAGUGUUGAGUCGGCGUGGUUUGGGGAUCCCCGCGGAGUGCGGGGCUUGCGGCGCAGAUAAGACUGUGGAUCAUGUACUAUUUCGGUGCACUUGGGCGAGGUCGACAUGGCAGUGGACAGGUAUCCCGGAGGAGGUGUGGCAGGAGAGGAGACUCUUCCUGCAGUUGAUACGACAGUGGUUGGCCAGUCCCGAGACAUGUCAGGAGGCCAUCCGAGCGACUUGCACAGCCCAUCAGAUCUGGCUGGCAAGGAACGCUCGCACUUUCGGCGAGCGCAGGAUGUCGCCGAGGUUUGUUGCGGAGUCUGCUCGAGCACUGGCGAUGGAGUCCAGACUUCCCACCCCCUCUGACAUACCCUUGAUAGCUCGAGACACCUGGGGUUCCUUCUCUGCUCAGGCAGCUCCUCGAACGGUGUUCUUUACCUGGGAGCCCCCACCCCCGAGUUUCCUCAAGGUAAAUUUUGAUGGGUCGGUGUUGGAUGGAGGUACGCGAGGCGGAGCAGGCUUCGUCAUACGGGACCCUCGAUCUAGGGUAGUGGCAGCGGGCGGUUGCCGGUUGUUUGACAUAUCAGUUCCUGGGGCAGAGUUGCGAGCUGCCUGGGCAGGUCUUCGCCAUGCCCGGCAGGUGCUGCGGGCCAGCUCGAUCAUCCUGGAGGGCGACUCGGCUACAGUUAUUGGGUGGAUCCAGCGGGGACCGAGUGGUGAGAGCACUGACCACCCUCUGAUCCGGGACAUUAGGAUGAUGGUGAGGGAUAGCGUGGCCUUUGAGGCCAAGCAUGUAUUCAGAGAGGCCAACGGGGCGGCUGACUGGGUGGCUGCAUACGCGGCCCACCAUUCCGGAUACGCCUUGAGGGCAGGAGAGAGAGAGAGAGAGCUGCCUUUGGCACUUCGUGAGAUUGUGUAUUUUGACUUUCUUGGGUGUAUUCAGACACGCGUUGUCUGA
Messenger RNA from Phoenix dactylifera (date palm), 966 nucleotides. The record is from RefSeq and is a predicted model, not a curated record. NCBI's taxonomy places the organism in Eukaryota, Viridiplantae, Streptophyta, Magnoliopsida, Arecales, Arecaceae.